Messenger RNA from Darwinula stevensoni, 1213 nucleotides. Lineage: Eukaryota; Metazoa; Arthropoda; Ostracoda; Podocopida; Darwinulidae. The record is from the annotation of a GenBank genome assembly.
AUGUUUGCCCUAGGACUCCGUGCACGGGAAAAGGAAAGGAAGAAGGAAGAGGAGAAGAAGAAACAGAAGAUGUACGAAUUCAUGCAAAAGGCCCUGGAAAUGGAGGAAAAAGAAGGUCCAAUUGGAGGAGUCCCUCAAAAAGAGACAGAACAACCUCUUCCACCAGCGAACAAGGAAGUGAAGGUUUUCCCUCACAUCGAAAGAAACAGGAUCGAGAUGUUGUCGUGGAUGCUGGCAAAGAAGGACGAAGAAGGGAAGUGGGAAGAAAAAUUCGGUAAAAAGUUCCCCUACCAGAUCCCCAAGACAUUACUUUGUCGACACCUGAAGGCGGUCGCGUAUCGACGGCAGAAGAAGGCCGGAAAGAAGUUGACCAUCUGCAUCCUGUUGACGGCUGCCUCCAUCAGCCUCGCAGGCACUGCCACCACACUCUUCGGCUUCCUCUAUCGAGCCGGCGUUAGCGCAGAAGGAUUCGGGGAACCAUCCGGGGUGAGACAGGAGACAGAUUUAGGAGUUAUCAUCGAUGAGGAGCUGAAACUCUUGGAGUACUAUUCAUACAGGCGACCCAGGUCUAAACAGACGUUCAGUCCAUGGAAGCUGGUGGGGCCCGUGAUCGUGGGUUGUGCCAUCGUCGUUGCACUCCUCUCCAUCGAAGUGUGCAUGGAUGUCUCGCGGAUCAAGGAGAAGACCAUCGACGACGAAGAGGAAUUUUUUCACUACAUCUACGCCGCCAUGCUCGCUCAUAACAGCUACGUUGACUCAGGGGACCCCGGGUGGGUGUCCCGCAGGGCGUCCAAGCUCGGUCCUUCCCUCGCCCCGAGCAUCGUCAAUCUCCGCCCUUCUCCUGCCCCCAGCAUCGUUAAUCUCCACGAGGUGAAGCCUGCCCCUGCGGAUCCAGAGCCGUCGUCGCCUCAAUUAGUACCACCGUCACCACUAGCGCCCUUCACCAUAUCGAGCCCAGAGAAUGACGUUUUGGUUUCCCCGUAUAGGUUACCCCAGGUCCAGAUCACGCCGGCUCCUUCCGAAUUGAGUAUCCGGGAUGAAGAAUAUGAGGAGAUCCUAUUAUCGAUGAUGGAGAAAAAGCUGAAAACUUGAACUUGGCUCUGAGAAAUGAAAAGUGUGAAAGCCAAGUUAAUUUGCACGCUGCUCCUGAAGAGAUACUGAUGCCACUAUCUACGCAGAUAAGGUGCAAAGGGGUUGAUUAUAAAUUGAUGCC